Pectinophora gossypiella (pink bollworm) is the source of this 927-nucleotide messenger RNA. RefSeq names its product phosphomannomutase (gene Pmm2). Gene Ontology annotation, molecular function: phosphomannomutase activity. The record is from RefSeq and is a predicted model, not a curated record. Gene Ontology annotation, biological process: protein N-linked glycosylation; mannose metabolic process; GDP-mannose biosynthetic process. Lineage: Eukaryota; Metazoa; Arthropoda; Insecta; Lepidoptera; Gelechiidae. Bases 15 to 764 code for a protein of 249 amino acids. Gene Ontology annotation, cellular component: cytosol. The transcript has a single exon.
AACAGCAGUGAAAAAUGGCGGGCCGCAAGGUUUUGUAUUUAUUUGAUGUCGACGGCACGUUGACGAAACCUCGACAAGUUAUUACGCAGGAAUUUAAGUGCUUUUUAUUGCAAAAGGUAAAACCCUUAGUGGCGAUCGGGUUGGUCAGUGGCUCGGAUUAUACCAAGAUUGCUGAGCAGAUGGCUGGAGAGGAUGUGGCAGCCAAGUUUGAUUAUGUUUUUUGUGAAAAUGGUCUGAUGCAGUAUAGGGAUGGGCGGCUGCUGAGCUCCGAAAGCAUUCUCAAUCACAUGGGAGAGAGUUCAUUGCAAAAAGUAAUAAACUUUGCUCUAGGGUAUAUGUCCAAGUUGGAUCUGCCUGCUAAGAGAGGGAACUUUGUUGAGUUUCGCUCCAGCAUGAUCAACCUGUGCCCGGUGGGGCGAUCCUGCAACCAGGCGGAGAGGGACCAGUUUGUACAGUUUGACUUAGUUCACAAAGUCAGGGAAAAAUUUGUUGAAGCACUACAACAAGAGUUUGCUAACUGUAACUUGACUUUUGCUUUAGGAGGACAAAUCAGUGUGGAUGUAUUUCCUACUGGCUGGGAUAAAACUUAUUGCUUGAACCACGUUGCAUCUGACAAUUAUGAUGAAAUUCAUUUCUUUGGUGAUAAAACAUCCCCUGGUGGAAAUGACUAUGAAAUCUACACAGACCACAGAACUAUGGGACAUACUGUUACAUCCCCAGAAGACACACAGCAACAGUUGAUGAAGUGCCUUAACAUUGUAUAGUUUACACUAGUGCUUUAUUUUGUAUUGUAUAGUUUUUAUAAUAAUUUAUUGCAUAAAUUGUAAAAAAGACUAAUAGAUAUAUACCUAUAUAAUUCUAUUUGUACUUUUUCACAAUAGAAGAUAUCUACUUACCUAUUUUAAAAUAAACUUGGAUGUAAAUACA